This is a messenger RNA of Manacus vitellinus (golden-collared manakin), 488 nucleotides long. It is a transcript of the gene GALNT13, whose product is annotated as polypeptide N-acetylgalactosaminyltransferase 13. The transcript has 4 exons. The coding region runs from base 87 to 488 and encodes 133 amino acids. The record is from RefSeq and is a predicted model, not a curated record. NCBI's taxonomy places the organism in Eukaryota, Metazoa, Chordata, Aves, Passeriformes, Pipridae. Gene Ontology annotation, cellular component: Golgi apparatus.
GGCGGGUUUUCUCCGUGGCUCUGUGAUCCCUCAGCCCUCCCCUUCCCCGGUGUUUUCCCGGCUCCGGAGCCCGAUCCCGGCAGAGGAUGAGGAGGUUCAUUUACUGCAAGGUGGUGCUGGCCACGUCCCUGCUGUGGGUGCUGCUGGACGUGUUCCUGCUGCUCUACUUCAGCGAGUGCAACAAGUGCGAUGACAAGAAGGAGAGGUCCCUGCUGCCCGCCCUCAGGGCCGUUAUUUCCCGGAACCAGGAAGGGCCAGGAGAGAUGGGAAAGGCUGUGCUCAUUCCCAAGGACGAGCAGGAGAAGAUGAAGGAGCUGUUUAAGAUCAACCAGUUCAACCUGAUGGCCAGUGACCUGAUCGCCCUCAACCGCAGCCUGCCCGACGUGCGGCUGGACGGCGUCAUCAACCGCUCGCCCCCGCGCCUGCUCCGCGAGAUCAUCCUGGUGGACGACGCCAGCGAGAGAGGUAAACUCUUGAACUUCCCUUAG